AUGAAACUUAUCUUCGAGGAGCUUUCUUACUUGCAAUCAUUUCUCAAAGCAAUCAGUCCUCCACAAAGCAGCCGCAACAAGAGAGUAGACGCUUUCGAGAGACAAAUCAAAGACGCGGUGCAUAAACUCGAAGAUCUCAUCGACUUCCAUAUAUCAGAUCAAUUUCUUUCAGCAUCCGAUGACGGUUUGACUUUCGUCUUUUCUCAGCAACUACUCGAGUUCAGACAAGAAGUUAGUUCAUUCACCAACAAAAUAUUGAAGACAAAGGAAGAGUACGACAUUAACAGACAAAACCAACAACAGAGCGAUUUUUCUGCUUCAGAAACCACCCUAUCAAGAAUUGUUGAUUAUGGUGGGACGAAGAAGAAAAAGAUCGUGGGAUUGGGUAAGGAACUGAGGGAACUAAAACAUUGGGUUUUGUCGGACACAUACGGACGUUGCUCUACGAUGUUAAUUGUCGGUAUGGCUGGCAUCGGUAAGACUAUUGUGCUCAAACAAGUUUACGACGAUCCAGAAGUCAUAGAUCAUUUUGAUCGACGUUUAUUUGUGACGCUCGGCCUCCAUUAUCAGUUGAAAGAAACUCUGCUACUUGUGCUUGAUCAACUCAAAGCUGAUAAUGAAGAUAUUCGUGAAGAUUCUUUAUCCAAGCUUGUAUACCAGAUUUUACUCGGCAAGAGGUAUCUCAUAGUGUUAGAUGACGUAUGGAAUACACACAUCAGGGAAGAACUCAAACACUAUCUUCCAGAUGAGGUGAACCAAAGCCGUAUCAUCAUUACAUCUAGGAUGCGAGACUUCAAUGAACUAUUUAUCGAGAUACCAUUGUUGAAUGACGCUGAAAGUUGGAAUCUACUUCGAGAUUUAGUAUUCACUACUACUGGAGGGUCGUGCAGUCCUCAACUUGAGAAGAUCGGUAAGGAGAUCGCCAAGAAAUGCGAAGGGCUCCCUCUGGCAAUUAUCGAGGUCGGAAAGCUCCUGCGUAAAAAAGAGAAGACGGUCGAGGAAUGGUAUGCUUUCUGUAUGAGUGUCUUCCCAAAAGGAUACGAGAUUUCUCGCUCGAAGCUCACCAAAUUGUGGGUUGCCGAGGGCUUUCUUGAACCACAAAAGAAUAAGUGCUUAGAAGAAACGGCCGACGAGUGCUUGAAAGAACUUAUUUCUCCGAGUGUUGUUUUGAAGAAGAGGCGGGGGUCUAAAGGUAAAAGGACAACUAAAACAUGCAAACUGCAUUUCACUUUUCGGAAUCUGUACGUUAAUGAAGCCAAGAGUGAGAACUUUUUCCACGUCAUAAACAAGUACCCCGACAGUUUUCCAGAGGGUAUAGAUAGCCAGCGGAGGUUGUGCGCACACAACAACAUUGUACUUGGUUUCGAACAAGCCCAUAUCUGGAUGGAAUCACUUCCAGUUCCAGGUGUACGUUCUCUUCUUUGUUACGGUCCAAAGCAACGAUAUCCAAUAAGGUUGUACUUGCCUUUUCGUUUGCUCAAGGUACUUGACGCCGUUUCGAUGCGGUUUUACGAAUUCCCACAUCAAGUAGUAGAACUAUUUCAUUUGAGGUACUUGGCAGUAACAUCCAAUGGGAAGAUCCCAGCUUCCAUAUCACGUCUUUGGAACCUCGAAGUCUUCAUUAUCCAUCAGCAUCAUCAUAGGAUAAUCAAAUCGUCGAAUUCUCCUGUUUAUUUGCCUGUAGAGAUUUGGAAGCUGCAUAAACUCAAACACCUGGAGUGCAUGGGAUUCGACCUGCCAGAUCCAAACAGUGAUGAUUCUCUUAUCCUGGAGAAGCUUUUAACACUUUCAGGUGUUAGCGCUCAUAGUUGCACUAAAAGAGUUCUUACGGCAAUGGAGUGGGAAAUGUGGCGCGACGACUGGGUCGUGUUAUUCGCCAGCCUGGAAUUCCUGCUGAUGGAAGAUUUAGAUAUACGGCAAUGGAGAGUGCAAUCUUACCAUUUCCCCAAGAUGAAGCGGUUGAUCAUACGCCACUGCUACAGAUUGACGGAGAUCCCCAUUUUCGAGCUUCACUAUUCACUGAAAAUCAAGGUCGAUGGUUGCUCCCCAUUGGUCACUCAACACUUGCUAUCUAAGCAGAAGCUCAACAACCGAUGGGAGUUUUUCGCAUAA
Messenger RNA from Erythranthe guttata (spotted monkey flower), 2112 nucleotides. The record is from RefSeq and is a predicted model, not a curated record. Lineage: Eukaryota; Viridiplantae; Streptophyta; Magnoliopsida; Lamiales; Phrymaceae.